Molecule: messenger RNA, 801 nt
Organism: Fopius arisanus
Lineage: Eukaryota; Metazoa; Arthropoda; Insecta; Hymenoptera; Braconidae
Gene: MED4
Product: mediator complex subunit 4
Exons: 4
Coding region: 24-785 (253 amino acids)
Biological process (GO): regulation of transcription by RNA polymerase II
Cellular component (GO): mediator complex; core mediator complex
Molecular function (GO): transcription coregulator activity
Source: RefSeq, a predicted model, not a curated record
CUGUUUAAUUAUUUGAUAAGACAAUGACAACUAACAGGAGUACCAGGGAAACUUUAUUAUCACUCAUCGAUGACAUCGAAUUGAUAGCCAAGGAAAUGAUUGAAAACACAAUAGCUCAGAAGCACACAAAAUUAUCAACGCCAGAGCACGCCCAGCUGACGGAGUUGCUCGUCGCCAAGGAUCAGGAAUUGAAAUCAACCCUGAAGCAAUCAGCAGAGCAAGCCCAAAUAAACAUUAAAAUGGACGCCCUGAAGGCUGAGGUGGAGCGACAGGAUCAGGAUAUUCAGCAGCUGCAGCGACAGUUGAAAGAGGCUGAGCAGAUUCUAGCAACGGCUAUUUAUCAAGCCAAACAGAAACUCCAGUCGAUUGCUCGUGCUAAUAAACGACCAGUGCCUUCUGAAGAGCUCAUCAAGUUUGCACACAGGAUCAGUGCAGCAAAUGCUGUUUGUGCACCUCUCACAUGGCAGCAGGGAGACCCCAGGAGACCUUAUCCAACUGAUAUUGAAAUGAGAUUAGGAUAUUUGGGUCGAUUGAGCGAUUUGCCGUUGAAUGGACAGCUUCUAGGGUCUCAUCCAGGUCUCACGUCAGAUCUCCACCGGACAGGACAUUCCACAGAGCCACCAGCAUCAUCAGCGAAUCAAUUCGCGUGGCACCCCUCGGGGGAGAUCCAUAUGUCGAUGGGUGGACAGGGGAGCGUUGCCAUGAACACCCACAAACAGGAGAACGAGGAUGUGGAAGUCAUGUCGACGGAUUCUUCCAGCAGCUCCUCCAGUGACUCACAAUAAUCAUUGAACCCCUUCU